GCUUUCUCCACUGCUCCUGAGAAGCACGGGGCUAAGAGGCAGAAGGUUACUGCUUGGUUGCUGGAAGGGGGAUGAGGCCAAGUGGGAUGGCUUUGCCUCACAGGAAGGCAUCCCUGUGAUGGUUAGGAAGCGAGGCCAGGAUCAGCAUGAGGCCGAGAAGAUCAGGUCAGUCAGGUGGGAUGGAGAACAGGGCCUCGGGAACAACCAGUAAUGGAGAGACAAAGCCAGUGUGUCCAGCCAUGGAGAAAGUGGAGGAAGAUGGUACCCUGGAACGGGAGCACUGGAACAACAAGAUGGAGUUUGUGCUGUCUGUGGCUGGGGAGAUCAUUGGCUUAGGCAACGUCUGGAGGUUUCCCUAUCUCUGCUACAAGAACGGGGGAGGUGCCUUCUUUAUCCCCUACCUCAUCUUCCUUUUUACCUGUGGCAUCCCUGUCUUCUUCUUGGAGACAGCGCUUGGCCAGUACACCAACCAGGGAGGCAUCACAGCCUGGAGGAGAAUCUGUCCCAUCUUUGAAGGCAUCGGCUAUGCCUCACAGAUGAUCGUCAGCCUCCUCAAUGUCUACUACAUCGUUGUCCUGGCCUGGGCCCUCUUCUACCUCUUCAGCAGCUUCACCACUGACCUCCCCUGGGGAAGUUGCAGCCAUGAGUGGAAUACAGAAAACUGUGUGGAAUUCCAGAAGGCCAAUGAUUCCAUGAAUGUGACCUCCGAGAAUGCCACCUCCCCUGUCAUCGAGUUCUGGGAGAGGCGAGUCCUGAAGCUCUCGGAUGGCAUCCAGCACCUGGGGUCCCUGCGCUGGGAACUGGUCCUGUGCCUCCUGCUCGCCUGGAUCAUCUGCUACUUCUGCAUCUGGAAGGGGGUCAAGUCCACGGGCAAGGUGGUCUACUUCACAGCCACUUUCCCUUACCUCAUGCUGGUGGUCCUGUUGAUUCGAGGAGUGACACUGCCCGGAGCAGCCCAAGGAAUUCAGUUUUACCUGUACCCCAACAUCACACGUCUGUGGGAUCCCCAGGUGUGGAUGGAUGCAGGCACCCAGAUCUUCUUCUCCUUUGCCAUCUGUCUGGGGUGCCUCACGGCCCUGGGAAGCUACAACAAGUACCACAACAAUUGCUACAGGGACUGCAUCGCCCUUUGCAUCCUCAACAGCAGCACCAGCUUCAUGGCCGGGUUUGCUAUCUUCUCCAUCCUGGGCUUCAUGUCUCAGGAGCAGGGUGUGCCCAUAUCUGAGGUUGCUGAAUCAGGCCCUGGCCUGGCAUUCAUCGCCUACCCUCGAGCUGUGGUGAUGUUACCCUUCUCACCGUUGUGGGCCUGCUGUUUCUUCUUCAUGGUCGUUCUCCUGGGACUAGAUAGCCAGUUUGUGUGUGUAGAAAGCCUUGUGACAGCAUUAGUGGACAUGUAUCCCCGGGUGUUCCGUAAGAAGAAUCGGAGGGAGGUCCUCAUCCUUAUUGUGUCCGUCAUCUCGUUCUUCAUCGGGCUCAUCAUGCUCACAGAGGGCGGCAUGUACGUGUUCCAGCUCUUUGACUACUAUGCAGCCAGUGGCAUGUGUCUUCUCUUCGUGGCCAUCUUUGAGUCCCUCUGUGUGGCUUGGGUUUAUGGAGCCGGCCGCUUCUACGACAACAUUGAGGAUAUGAUUGGGUAUAAGCCAUGGCCUCUUAUCAAAUAUUGUUGGCUCUUUUUCACGCCAGCUGUGUGCCUGGUAACAGAACUCUCAAGGGGCGACCUUCCUGUUCUCCCUGAUCAAAUACACGCCACUGACCUACAACAAGAAGUACACGUACCCAUGGUGGGGGGAUGCCCUAGGGUGGCUCCUAGCUCUGUCCUCCAUGAUCUGCAUUCCUGCCUGGAGCAUCUACAAGCUGAGGACUCUCAAGGGCCCACUCAGAGAGAGACUUCGCCAGCUCGUGUGCCCGGCUGAAGACCUUCCCCAGAAGAACCAACCAGAGCCAACUGCUCCUGCGACACCGAUGACAUCCCUUCUCAGGCUCACAGAACUGGAGUCUAACUGCUAGGGCCAGGGCCUUUGACACACCUGUGAGCCUGGCUGUGGGGGCAGCUAUAGAGGCAGAGGGGCGGAACUACCCCUCUGUGGUGGGGCAGAAAGACGAAAGGGGGUAUUUGGGACUCACCUUCUGAACUGGGUACCUCCUAUCUUGAUGCCCCUAUUCCAGGGUGGUCCACACAUUGUGACGUGCCCGAAUCAAUAACAUCCCAUUGAGGCAGCUUGGGAAGCCCAGGGAGGGCUGGGGAGGCAAAAGCCUGGCUUGUUGCUGGGCCCUCUUCCUUCCAUGUCAUUAAAUCCAACUUCCUCUCACAA
Molecule: messenger RNA, 2312 nt
Organism: Mus musculus (house mouse)
Lineage: Eukaryota; Metazoa; Chordata; Mammalia; Rodentia; Muridae
Gene: Slc6a13
Product: solute carrier family 6 (neurotransmitter transporter, GABA), member 13
Exons: 15
Coding region: 147-1913 (588 amino acids)
Biological process (GO): taurine transmembrane transport; neurotransmitter transport; creatine transmembrane transport
Cellular component (GO): mitochondrion; basolateral plasma membrane; membrane
Molecular function (GO): amino acid transmembrane transporter activity; gamma-aminobutyric acid:sodium:chloride symporter activity; creatine transmembrane transporter activity
Source: RefSeq, a predicted model, not a curated record